AUGGACUAUGUCUUUAAUAUACUCGAACAGUACGCUUCGACGCUGGAAGAAGAAGUAGCGGACAGAACGAAAGAAUUAGUGGAAGAAAAGAAAAAAAGUGAUAUUUUACUGUACAGAAUGCUACCUAGGCAGGUGGCCGAAAAACUGAAACUCGGUCAGACUGUGGAGCCAGAAACAUUCGAAAGUGUUACGGUGUUCUUCUCGGACGUCGUGUCUUUUACGAAAAUCGCUGCGAAAGGCACUCCUUUACAGGUCGUUAAUUUGCUGAAUGAGCUCUACACAAUUUUUGACGGUAUAAUUAACGAACAUGACGUAUAUAAGGUGGAAACAAUUGGUGAUGGUUACCUCUGCGUUAGCGGACUACCUCAUCGAAAUGGCAACGAGCACAUAAAGGAGAUCUGCGGCAUGUCGCUAGACUUCACGAACAGCAUUAAGUAUUUCAGCAUACCACAUCUACCAAAUGACAGAAUUCACCUCAGAAUUGGAGUCCACACAGGUUGA
Messenger RNA from Angiostrongylus costaricensis, 501 nucleotides. The record is from the annotation of a GenBank genome assembly. NCBI's taxonomy places the organism in Eukaryota, Metazoa, Nematoda, Chromadorea, Rhabditida, Metastrongylidae.